Molecule: messenger RNA, 1522 nt
Organism: Tarenaya hassleriana
Lineage: Eukaryota; Viridiplantae; Streptophyta; Magnoliopsida; Brassicales; Cleomaceae
Product: dnaJ protein ERDJ3B
Exons: 10
Coding region: 243-1283 (346 amino acids)
Biological process (GO): protein refolding
Cellular component (GO): cytoplasm
Molecular function (GO): Hsp70 protein binding
Source: RefSeq, a predicted model, not a curated record
AUUGGAAAUACUGCGCGAGAGAAGGAAGCGCCCGCGAACAAGACGGUUCCAAUCGUUCGGCGGUCGAAGAACAAAGCGCCUGCGAACAGGAGUCGAAGAGGAGUUUGGCCGAUCCGAUUUCGCGAGGAAGGGAUCUUUAUCAUCUCGAAAUCCGGAGAUUUUAUUUGUGAAUCACGUCGAAGAAGGAAACCUAGGAGUUGAAGAUCCCGGAGAGAUUCGGUUCUCUCCUGAUCUGCAGUUCCAUGGCGCUUCGGAGCCCGAAGCUGUUUCUCGUCUUGUUCGCUCUUUCCUAUGCCGUCAUCGCCCUUGCCGGGAAGAGCUACUACGAUGUACUGCAAGUGCCGAGAGGUGCAUCCGAUGAACAGAUCAAGAGAGCUUACAGGAAGCUAGCCUUGAAGUACCAUCCGGAUAAGAAUCAAGGAAAUGAGGAAGCAAAUCGUAAAUUCGCCGAGAUCAACAAUGCCUAUGAGGUACUAUCGGAUAGCGAGAAGAGGGAGAUAUAUAAUAAGUAUGGAGAAGAGGGGCUUAAGCAGUUUGCUGCUAAUGGAGGCAGAGGUGGGGGAACGGGUGGCAUCAACAUCGAGGACAUAUUUGGCCAGUUCUUUGGUGGAGGUUCGAUGGAGGAAGAAGAGAAGAUUGUUAAAGGUGAUGACGUGAUUGUUGAACUCGAGGCUUCUCUUGAAGACUUAUACAUGGGAGGCUCUGUAAAGGUUUGGAGAGAGAAAAAUGUCUUAAAACCAGCCCCAGGAAAGAGAAAGUGUAACUGCAGGAAUGAGAUUUAUCACAGACAAAUUGGUCCUGGAAUGUUCCAACAGAUGACAGAGAAGGUCUGUGAACAAUGCCCGAAUGUCAAGCAUGAACGGGAGGGAUACUUUGUCACUGUUGAUAUAGAGAAAGGAAUGCAAGAUGGACAAGAAGUGGCGUUCUAUGAAGAUGGCGAACCCAAAAUAGACGGUGAACCUGGUGACCUUAAGUUCCGGAUCCACACAGCACCUCAUGACCGGUUCCGAAGGGAUGGCAACGAUCUACACAUGACGGUGAACAUAUCGCUGGUGGAAGCCCUCGUUGGUUUCCAGAAAUCCAUCAAACACCUCGAUGAUCGUGACGUUGACAUCAGUUCAAAGGGAAUAACAAAACCGAAAGAGGUAAGGAAGAUAGAGGGGGAAGGAAUGCCUGUUUACUACAGCAACAAGAAAGGAGACCUGUAUGUGACCUUUGAGGUUAUAUUCCCCUCCUCUCUGUCUGACGAUCAAAAGAAGAAGAUCAAGGAAGUUCUCUCCUAAACACAGAGACCCACAAGUGACUUUGGAUUUUCCCCCCCUCUCUUUUCCAUUUGGGUUUCUUAUUUUUACAUUUCUCUCAGCGUUUCGGGUGAAAGUUUGUAUUUUUUUUCCCACUGUAACCAUGAGUAGGCAAGAGUAAUAUAGGAAGGAAGAAACAGAGUAGUAGAAGCCUCAGGCUUCGGAACAUGGUUUUCCCUGAUCGUUCCAUGACCAUUAUUAGUACAAUCUCUGUUACGAUA